UGAGGCCAGAUUUGAAUAAGCCACGUCAUAGGAUGACGGAUUUAAUGGCUGCCUGAGGCGCAUGGGUCGCUGAUUUCUGAGGGUUGCCGAAUUUAAUGGAGGAUCGAAGACGGAAGCCAAUGAAGAAGAAGGUCCUGUGAUUUUGCGAUCUGCGACAGUGGUGGACUGACAAUUGGAGCAGAGCUCUGCUCUUUGUUAUUGUAGGUGUGGGUGAAGGCCCUGUUCUUGCACCAACUCAGGAAGACUUGUUGAGUUGACUCGAUGCGGUCCAUUUGCUAGCUGUGACAACACAUAAAUGAAGUCCCAUAAAGAAUGGAGAUAUGUAAUUCUCAAAAUUCUUGUUACUGAUGGAUGCAAAGCUGAAUAUGUACUGCAACAGUGCCAUUGGCACUCUCCUGAACUGAAUAUGUACGGCAACAGUGCCACUGGCACUCUCCUCAGAGGACACCAUCAAUGGGAAGAGACGGUUCACCACAAUGCUUACCACGAAGAUCCUUAUGCAAAGGAGUUUGGCAUCAAAAUCAGUGAGAAACUUGCUUCGGUUGAAGCACGCAUUUUACCUGCACCUUGGCUUAAAUACCAUGACACUGGUAGAGAAAAGGAUUGCUUGCCCCAAGUUGGUCAAUGGAAUAUGAUGAACAAGGUUUGUUUUCCGGGCCAAUUGCAACUAUUCAAGUUCCAACUAUCAACAUUUGCAAGUAACAAGCCAUAUAUGUGAACAUGGCACACGUACAAGAUCCAAGCUGAUCAUCAGAUGAGACCCACGAUCUUGUUAAUAUGAAAAUGGGGAGAGGGAUAACCUCUCCAACCAGCAAAGAGACAAAACCCUGCUCCAAGACUGAAGGAAAGCACACAAUCCCAUAGCUAGAGUUUUCUUAAUAUUUCU
Messenger RNA from Magnolia sinica, 886 nucleotides. RefSeq lists its product as uncharacterized. Gene Ontology annotation, cellular component: cytoplasm. Bases 296 to 718 code for a protein of 140 amino acids. The record is from RefSeq and is a predicted model, not a curated record. Gene Ontology annotation, biological process: regulatory ncRNA-mediated post-transcriptional gene silencing. NCBI's taxonomy places the organism in Eukaryota, Viridiplantae, Streptophyta, Magnoliopsida, Magnoliales, Magnoliaceae. The transcript has 6 exons.